Schistosoma curassoni is the source of this 4804-nucleotide messenger RNA. The record is from the annotation of a GenBank genome assembly. Lineage: Eukaryota; Metazoa; Platyhelminthes; Trematoda; Strigeidida; Schistosomatidae.
GAAAGUUGCGGCUAUUGUAAAAUGAAGGUCAAAUUGAAAAAGAAAAGUGUGAAGAAUGAGGAAGAAAACGAGGAAAUGUAUGUCAGAUUAGGAGAUGUACCUCUGGACAUAUUACGGUAUAAUAUAUCGAUGCAAUCAGGAGUGGAACGAAAGGAAACUCGCAAAUCCCUACUUCUCAAAAUGGGCGCUAAGAAACCGAAAAACCCAUACAUUAAUUACAAAGAACUCAUGCAGAAUAAGGCAAAGGCUAAGGCCGAGGCUGAAGCGUUUGCUUUCGAUCGCAGUGCUAGUUUCGUCAACAAAAAGCUCCCUUUAAAGCAGGCAAAAAAGAAACGGAAAAACCAACAGAAAGACAGACCAAGAAAAAAAUAAGAAGACAGAGUCAACAUCAACUCUGAGAUGCAGAUACAUCCAGCUGACGAGUCCCAAAUGGGAUGAAACGCACAUCCUGGAUUUCACUGCUAGCCACUAUCCAUCGUUUGUCAUACACCUGUAUUAUCUAUAAAAUAAAAGUAACUAUUACUUAUCUACAAAAUACUACUAUGUAAAAUAUUCUCAGUAGUAAUAAUUUUAUUGUAAACUUAAGGAAUAACUUUACAUUCAAAAUGUUUUUUAUAAGAGUUCUAAAAAUAAUAACGAUAUUAGAGUAUUUAUGGUUUUUCGGCACACUUGAGUUAGCCUCCUAGUACUUUAUAGGGUCUUGAUAACUUAACGAACAGAAAGUGAAUUCAAGUGUGAAUUUUUCCUGCUAAUAGGCUGAACUACUACAAGUUCACAAAAAAGACGUUUUCCAAAUGGUAUUACUUUGGCGAUAUGAAACGAAAUCCAUCGCAGUAGUGGAAUUACAUUCAUCAUCGGAAUCUUAAAUUAAGUAUGAUUUCUAACUUUUCAUAUUUUCACCUCAUUCCUUGUGAACUGUAUUUCUCACGCUUAAAUUUCGGUUGUAAUUGGAAUUAUAUUCUUCUUUUCGCCUCUCACCUUGUUACUUUCUUACUUCAAUGAACCAAUGUAAGGCGUAACAAUGUGGAUCGGUAUAGAUUCGUAUCAAAUCCUACGCUGAUAACAACUGACUGACUUUUGAUACUAUCAACGUAAGUAAAACCAAUCCAGCAUAUUAGUAUGUUUACUAUAAAAUGACAUACAAGUUUCGUGUUUAUUUUGCCUCACUUAUGACAAGAUAGUUUUCAGUUAACAAUCAAUGAAUUAUGUUACUAUUCAACGUAUAAUCACAUGUUUAUUAUAUAUCUGGCAUAACUUUUUUUAAGGCAAAUGAUUAAAUAGUAAAUCAUACUGAAUGGAUAAAUAAACAUUAAAACUAUCUCUCUUUUUAAUUUACUUGAAGUUUUUGUAUUUCUCGACGUAAAUUUAAUGUUUCUUCUUCAAGUCCACGAAUAGUUGUCAUCAAUACGGAAUUUUCAUUACGUAAUGUAUUAUUUAAUUCUUGUUCUUUUGUACGUUCUCUUUCCAUCUAAAUUUGUUAACAGAAAAAAAAGAGACUAAUUAUAGAACUAGUUCUAAUAUUAUUUAAAUAAAAUUCUCUAGAAAUAUUUAUGCGUGAAUACUUUUCUUGGUUUUAGUAAAUUAAUUUGAUGAUCCCUAAAAUAUAAGAAAGGACAAAAAUAACUGAUAUCCGUCUAAUCAAUACUGAUUCUAGGUUUUAUUGGAACUUUAACUUCAUAAGCAAAAGUCCUGAAUUUCAACAAAUAGUAUCGUAAAUAAAUACUACUCAGGGAACUUUAUCAGAUAUCAGAUCGUUAUUGACGAAUAAUAUACUGAUUCAUUUUGUAUUGUUUGCUUGAAUCUUCUCAUUGACGUUUAGGACUGCAAUCGAUCAGUCUGGUUAGCGCUUAGCAUUUAAGGAAUUCUUUUCAUGUAUAAUAACAUUAAUUAUUGAUAUCAAAUAACAAGGAACUCGGGUAAAUGUUCACAAAACAGGAUUAAUAAAUCAUUUCUCUGAUGUACUAAAAAAAGUGAACUUUAUUAGGUGGCUGAUUUGAAUAAAUGCGUUUUUGAAGAUCAGUCUAUUGAAGAAGAGAAAAUUCUAUGAUUAGAGACUGGGAGAUGAAGAAGAUAAACGAAAUUCUAUAUCUAUGUCAAUAGUGUUGAUCAUUGAUUGGAAGUAGUAUAUAUAUAUGUUUUAGUACAAAAGAGACGUUUCUAGCUCGGUUUUAACUUUUAAAAUCUGACAUGAAUGGAGAGACUAAGUUUAGUUCAGGUUUAAAUUCUAACUAAGAAAUCAAAUCUAAACUUCGCUCUAGCAGUGCAUGUUAGUAAUAUAAUAUUUGAUACUGUAAUUCAAAAAUGUCUCACUAAGCUGUUCAACUAAAGUUAAUUUUUCUAAUUUUUUAUCUACAGCACUUACAACAAUAAUAAGGAUGUUAGAGUACAGUUUAGUAUUAAAUAAUAUAAACGACAAAGUUCUCCAUUGCAUCAAUUGAACUUCACGUAGAUGAAAGUUAUUUUUGACUAAACUGUUGACUUAUAUGUAUAUAUACUAUAUUUGAAGUAAUCUCAGCGAUUGAAAUUUAAGGAAUUUCAACGUUUCAUCCAGCAAUUUUGUUUGGAAUUUUUCAGGGUAUUUAUCAAAAUUAUCAAAGAACAAAUCUGCACUAAAAGCUUAUUUAGGAAAUUAUAAGUCAGUUAGACGUAUAUAAUGCAAUAAGUCCACAAUGUGAACAUAAUAAAUGUGUAUGUAUGUGUACUUUUAUGUUAUUAGUAAUUACAACUACGUGAAUAAAUGCAGUCUCUUUCUACUAUCAUAAACAUUUUAACCAUUCUAUUUAUGAUUAAUAAUAAUAGUACAAUCGAAAAGUUUUCUAAAACGUCGAAGUGUAUGUACAAUGAGAAACGUGAUUUUAAAACAUUCGAAUUAAUUUCUUUUUGUUGGAAUAAAGCUACAGGUGAUAUAAACAGGGUAGAUAGAGAUAAAGUAUGGAUUACAUGUCAUUAAGCAUUUUCCAAAGGGUGGCUAGUUGCGUUCCAUAUUUUCUGUUCAGGCUGUUCUGAUUAGCCCAUAUAUACAGCGUUUCUGUUGUCAACCUUGCUUUGCGCGCGCCUAACCCUUUCUGAAGUGGUUUCUGUUAAAUUAUUCGUCCAAAUAUUGACGAAUAUUCAUAUAGACUUGAUUAUUAUAGGGUAAUUAACUCAAGUAAUAUUUACAGUAUGAACAAAUAUUUCAGAAAAUGUUUCAAGAACAUAAAAAACAUUGUAUAGAUUUAAUGGCAUCUGAAAUAAACAGUGAUUAUUUUAAAACUCACUUUUUCUGCCAUUUUCUUCCAUUGAAUUUGUUCUUUUCUUACUCGUGUUAAUUCACAAUCGAUUUCAUGUUUUUGUAUUCCUGCAUCAUUCAUACUUCUUAAUAAGUUGGCAUUUUUUUCAGUUAGAUUAGCAUUUUCAACUGAAAUAUAUACAUAUACAUAUAUAUUAAAAAUAAGUAAGUUGGUUAACUUCUAAAUCAAAUAAAGCCAUCAUUCCAAAGAUUAGUUGUAUGCAUAAGAAUCAGUAUUUGUUUCUAAUUGUUGUAUACAAAGUAUGUUUUAAUCUCAAUUUCAGAUUAAUAACAGAUACUUACAUUCAGCCAUAUUUUUUUUAGAUUCAAAUGUUUGUAUACAUUUAAUUACUUCCAGCUUAUUUAACAGCAGUGAUUUCUAUUACAAUUUAAGUAUGGUUAUUCUUAUGGAUAAGUUAUAUAAUACAUGCUUUCAAAGUGUAUAUGUAAUUGCUUUCUUUCUUUGUUUGAACCAGAGUGAUAUUUAUCUAUUUUGAUUAUUUAGGCAGAGUAUAUUUAUUCGUUUAUGAGAGCCAAUACAUAAUGUAAAUAGCAUUGUAAAAUACUUUUGUAGGCUUCUUAGCAUGCUCAUAAUUAGUCAGAAAUUUUUUUACAAUCAUAGGUAGGAAACGACAGUGUAAUAUAUGAUCAUCCUACUUCGCGAUUGAUUUGCUGAAUAGUAAGCGAAGUAGGAACAUAGGAAUGUUAAAAUAGGUCAUUAUUUCCAUGCAUAGCUUCCCCUAUAUCGUUGUUCCAUAACUUUUCAGUGAAUUUCUUAGUAGUGUUUUUGUAUUAGAAUUUUCUAUAAAACUAUCUAUGACCAUGAAAAAGAUUCAAAAAGUAACCCGUUUACUCUCAAAUAAUUAAGAUUCUUUAGCGACGUUUUUAUAAUAAUAAUAAUAAUCGGAUUGAACUUUAAAUCUUUAAAGAAUAAUAGAUUUUUUAAGACUAUCAUACUGCUAACGGUUUGAUUGGUUCUCUAGCAAAUUGUUUUUGAUUUCCACAAACUUCCUCAUCAUUUUGACUGAAAAACAGCUUCAAAAUUACAAAUUCUUUUUUAACACUAUAGCUGACUCGAACCUAUAGUGUAAUUAUAUCCUUUUCAAUUAUUGUAUAAAUGUAGUUUUAAAAGUUUUACUUUCUCUCACCCUGUAUAUUAUUGAUCUUCAUUUGCAAUUCAUUAUUAGUAUGUUGACAUUCUGUUGACAAUCUUUCUAAUUGCUUUAGCUGUAUUUCUACUUCAGAACGUUUAGCAGCUGCAUCUGUCGUUUCCAUUUGUAGUUUUUGUACACGUUCCAUCAUUUCAUGUAAUUGAACUUUAGUAUCAUUUAACAAGUUCUUAUUGUUAUCUAAACGUUCCUAAAUUAAAGAGGCAAAUUAAUAAACGUACUUAUUGGUACGGUUUACAUUGAUGUAAGUGUAGACAAAAGGGAAAACAGUUUAGAUUUUGAGUUGUUCUUUUAGAAAAAAAUACCAUUUUGUUGUCAUAAUUCAUCGUUAAAUAUAUUCAAGUGUUUCGUCCACAAAGUGGUACAG